AUGCCGAACAAUCUGGUGGUAGAACCCAUCAAAAUGGAAGACAUCAUCAAAAGCAGAGAGACCAGCGACAGCAGCAUGGAUAUCCGGCAGGAGGAAGGAGAUACCCGCCAAAGACACCAACAUCCAAAACAGGGGUCAUCUUCUUCAGGACCAAAGGACAACCGCACCUUUCAACCCAUCAGUUCAAACUUUUUGAAUAACCUUCUUAUGAUGGAGCCUUCAGAGGCAGCAAUUCAGCUUGGUUCGUUGAAGGGAAGCUUUGUCGCAGGUCUCGAGGGAGUUGAUGUAGAUGCCAAGAAACAACGUCUAUUUUGGAACGUUCUUGCUCAUCUUUCCGAUGGUGUCGGCGUGGCCAGUACAGUUAUUAUGAUUUUUACGGUAGUUGUUGGUUCUAGUCUCUUUAAUAAACACCUACCACUUCUUCUGAUUGGAAAGCGGGGAAAAGCUUGCAAAGGAGGCGCUCCUGAAUUUGUAGGGUUCAUCGCGGUACUCUUGAGAGUACUUGAGUCAAUGUCUUCCAGUAUUCCGAGUAGAUUGGCAGACAUCAAGGUACCCUUGGUACUCAUGGAAGACGUGGUUAACUCCAUCGAUGGAGAGUUAACACAGGACGUCACACUUUCUCUCAAGAACCUCUUAGAAUAUAUAGAGUCUGUUGAAGCGGAUAAAGAGUUAGCGCACAUGAAGCAGCGGUUUUCAUCGAAACCAGCACCAGAUGACUUCAGACAGCAAAGCAUCCUUCCAAGUUAUGAAGAACUGAAACCAUCUUAUCGUCCAUACUUGAGGCCUCAUAUAGUGAAAGGAGUCUACCCAAACGCAAAUCAUUACUUUGAAGUGCAUUUCAGGCUCAUGAAAGAGGAUUUCAUCCAGCCUCUCAGAAGUGGUUUAGAUCAAUAUCUUCUUAACAAGCAAGUUCAGCCAAAGAAUAGAGUAAAAGUUCAAGAUGUCCGGAUCUACGAGGAGGUAAAACUUAUCCGGCCCGAGGCCAACAAUUUCGGGGUGACCUAUCUGAUGUCAUUUAAAAGGAUGCCUCACGUCAGAUGGGAAGUGUCGAAACGCUUGAUUUACGGUUCACUUGUCCUACUAUCAGUUGAUGAAUUCAAAUCGUACAUUCCAGCAACUGUAGCAAAUAGUGAUGCUAGACAACUUGCACACGGGGUGGUGGACAUACGACUUCUCGAUGAAGCAAUGUCAUCUUUGAUUGGCAAAACAUUUGUCAUGGUGGAAUCAACGGUCUUCUUCGAGGCAUAUCGUCAUGUUUUGACGGGUCUCCAGCAGGUAAGCCCUACAGCUUUUCCAAUGGCAAGGUAUAUUCUUGAACUGAGGCCUGACAUAAAUCAUCCAACAUAUAUGAAGAGCUCGGGCCAUGCCAUACUUGAUGUGUCUAAUCUCAUGGUUGGCGGAAAUCCAAAUAACGCCACUGAUGGCAUCAAACCUCAGGUUACCCCUUCAAUGAGCAUUCAAAUCAAUCGUAUUCCGACAUAUAGUGCUCCAGAACAAGGCAAAAUUGACACCCCCUUUCCCAUAUCAGUUCUGAAUGAAUAUGCCUGGCCAGGAGCUAAGGAAACCAAGCUAAACCCAUCUCAACUAGAAGCAGUAAAAGCUGCUCUGACACAAGAACUGUCCCUGAUUCAGGGACCUCCCGGAACAGGAAAAACAUACAUCGGAUUGAAAAUUGUUGAAACUCUCCUCAAGAACAAGAAUUGCUGGUCAGAUAAAGAAACAGGUCCUAUUCUACUGGUCUGUUACACAAACCACGCAUUGGAUCAGUUUUUACUUGGCAUCAAGCAAUUUCAAGAUGAAGGCAUCAUCCGAGUCGGAAGUCGUAGCAAAUGCCCAGAGCUGGAAAAUAACAAUCUGAAACAAGCCAUUCGAAUGAAGCGUUUCAGGAAUACUGGUAAUAAGUACAUUACACGCCGUGCUGGGAACAUCAAACGGGAAACUACGUUGGUGAAACGUGCUCUUACGGGCGUGCAAACAAGAAUCCAGUUGAGUUCUCAAGGUAUUUUGAGGGAGACGGAAUUAAAGCGUUUCCAUGUCAUGUCUGAAAAGCACUUCAACAGUAUGAAGAAAAUAGAAAAAUUUGGGUAUGCCGAUUCGUGGAUGAUAGAAUGGUUAAUUCCUGACAAUGAGAGCGUGAAGGAAGUUGGACAAAAUCACAAAGAAGGGACCACUUGUGACAAGGAAAUCGGAGAAGGGGACGCAUUGGAUUCUGAAGAAGUUGAUAAAUUGGAUGAUAAUAUCGACGUAGAAAAUGAAAGAGACUUGAUUGAGUCAGAGCGAGUUAACAAUGAUGACGUAGAAGAUGAUGAAUCAUCGGAAGUCAAAGUUGUCAAGAACUUAUCUCCGCUAGCAGUUUACUACGACGAUCUGUUAUCAUCAGACGAAAUAGAGAAGGAUGUAAAGAAUUUCCUGAGGGAAAAGACAAACUUGCAAAAGGAAAUGAAUCCGAACCAAGUUACUUACAUACGAGACGUUUGGGUGCUUGAUGUUACCCAACGCUGGGAACUAUAUCAUCACUGGUUAGGCGAAUAUAUGUCAAUCCUAGAAGCACAGCUCCCUGUUCUCCAAAACGAGUAUACUCAAUUAUGCACGGAGUUGCAGGAGACAAAUGAUUACGAGAAAUGUCUGGUCCUACAGCAAGCUACAAUAGUCGGUAUGACGACUACAAGGGCAGCUAGUGAACGUGAAUUGCUGAAAAGAGUACAACCAAGGAUUACCAUUGUUGAGGAAGCUGCAGAGGUGCUCGAGUCACACAUAAUUACAUCGCUACAUUCUACCUGUCAGCAAUUGAUCCUGAUUGGUGAUCAUCAACAACUACGCCCAAAGCCAAAUGUUUACCAACUAGCAACAAAAUAUCAUCUCGAUGUUUCCAUGUUUGAACGUCUGGUAAAGAAUGGAUUCCCCUACAAGAAACUCAGACAGCAGCAUCGUAUGAGGCCUGAAAUAUCGUCAUUGAUGAGAGAUCACUUCUACCCGGAACUCGAAGACCACGAAUCCGUGUCUUCAUAUCGAGACGUAAGAGGGGUGGAGAAAAACAUCUUCUUUCUUGAUCAUCAGGAAGAAGAGGCACACGUAAAAGAGACAAUGAGUCACUACAAUCUCCAUGAAGUUGAUUUUACAGUAGAAUUGUGUAGGUACCUUCUGAACCAGGGUUACAAACCUGAACAGAUUUCUAUACUCACUGCCUACACUGGACAAGUACUGAAGUUCAAAGGGAAAAUGGACAGAGCUACGUUUGAAGGCGUAAGAGUGGCUUCAGUCGACAACUACCAAGGGGAAGAAAAUGACAUCAUUCUACUCUCCUUCGUACGAAGUAGUCAGAAUGGCAAGAUAGGCUUCCUGAGCAUCACCAACAGAGUGUGUGUGGCGCUUUCGAGAGCAAAAGAAGGGCUGUAUUGCAUUGGGAAUUUCACCCUUUACUCUAAGAAAUGCAAAUUGUGGAGUGGAAUCUACGACGAUUUGAUUGCCAACUGUCGUAUAGGUGAUGUGUUGAAUUUACAGUGUUACAACCAUCCGCACAACAAGACGGACGUGAAAAGAGCAGCUGAUUUUCAGAAGGUUCCUUAUGGAGGAUGUGGAAUUCCUUGUGGAACGUUGCUCGAUUGCGGACAUGUGUGUGUCAAUUUGUGCCAUCCGGUUGAUCGACUACAUGAAAACUACAUCUGUCCCAAACCUUGCACAAAGAAGUGUGAAAGAGGCCAUGCCUGUUCUGAGAUAUGCGGAAUCGAAUGUCCACCAUGCCGUAAGAAAAUGGAAAAGAAACUGCCGUGUGGUCACUUUCGUGUCAUGAAAUGUAGCCAAGAUCCCACAUCUGUAAAAUGCGAUGUGAUAGUUGAGAAAACAAAGCUUCCUUGUGAACACUUUGUUAAGCUUCCGUGCUAUAUGGAUAUCCACAGCUUUGAAUGCCCUACAACAGUGCGAAGACAACUCCAGUGUGGCCACUUUAAAUUUGAGAGGUGCAGUGAGCAUGGAAUGUGCUCGGUCAUUGUCAGCAAGGAUUUACCAUGUGGACACAUAAAGCUGAUAGAGUGUUCAAAGACGGACAAUCCCGACAUUGUAUGUACUGAAUUGGUUUCGAAGACUCUGCCUUGUUCUCAUAGAAAAGAACUUGAAUGCAACGUUGUACCAGAUAAAGUCCUUUGUCUUAUAGUUGUCACAAAGACACGUCCAUCCUGCGGUCACCUAGUUAUCGAAGAAUGCUCGACACAAAGUGAUUGCUCUCAGAUUGUGGUCAAGAGUCUGCCAUGUGGUCACAGAAUGAAUAUGGAGUGCUCUACAGACGCGAAUGGUGUGUUUUGUCAAGAAAAAUGUGAAAAGAAGCUCGCUUGUGGACACACUUACACUGGAAUAUGUGGAGAAAAGUGCAUUACGAAAUGUGAAGUGUUCGUAAUCCGAAACGACUGGCCAUGUGGUCACAGAGUAAAUGCAAGGUGUAGCGAUGGACCAGAUUCAUGCCAUGUCAGAUGUCAGACCGAACUUGAUUGUGGGCACAUGUGCCAUGGGACAUGUGGUUCAUGUAUGGGAGGUCGAUACCACCUACCAUGCCGAGAAAAAUGCGACCGUACUCUGGUAUGUGGACAUAAGUGCACCCUCGAUUGUGUUAGCCCGUGUCUUCCUUGUUCCAAGACAUGUGAGAACUUUUGCGACCACAUAAAAUGCAAUCAUCCAUGCGGAGAAGUGUGUCCCCCUUGUACAAAACGGUGUAACUGGAAUUGUCCGCACAGCGAGUGUCGAAUGCUCUGCUGCGAGACAUGCUCCAGAUUACCCUGUGAUGAACCCUGUCCGAAGCAGCUGAAGAAGUGUGGUCACCCAUGUGCCGGCCUGUGUGGAGAGAUCUGCCCAAAACUCUGCCGCAUCUGCGACGAGGUGAAGCUGAAGGAAAUCUUUGCUUCUCAGGACACAGAUGCAUACAGAUUCAUGCAACGGGAAGAAUGCGGACACGUUUUUGAAGUAUCCGAACUCGACAGGCACAUUGGUCUUCACCAAAAGAAGACCACAAACUCGUUUAUUUUGUUGAAGAGAUGCCCAAAAUGCAGCACGCCAUUACGUCACAGUAGACGAUACGGAACUAUCAUCAAGCUAUCGAGGAGGCACGUGUUGCAUGUCAAGAGGAAGAUGGAAGCUAGGAAGAGGCAGGUAAUGUCGGGAAAACGUGAUUUACAACAGAACAUGAAGAGAACCCUUACCCUUGCAAAUCUACGCCCCCUAGGUAUCGAACAUCACACCAUAGGGAUCUGGCUUCGUAGACACAAUGAGCUUAAAAUGGAAUAUGAACCGGCUUUCACGUCUCGACUCCUACUCAUACGUAUAUUGAUUGAGAUGCAUGAAAUGUUAACCAAUGAAUGUACAAAGUCACACCGGGAUAAGUUAAGUUCCAAGAGUAAAAGUUCCUUAUGGAAAGGACACAAUGAUGUGGCUAAAGCACAGAUGGCUGAGCUGGGCAAGGCAGUUCUUAGAGAUGCCACUAGCUUUUCGCGCCAAGAAGCUAAUGACCUUCAUGAAGUAAUGCAUCGAACCAUUUACACUGUACUUCUACUGAUUAAUUGGCUGAAGCCAACGGGCCGGCAAAGUUUCCAGCACCUUGAAUAUUUUCUUAAACUACUUGACGGGAAACACUUUCUCCGUGAUCAUGGUGAUGCAGACUUGAAGCAGAUACGACAGGUUCUCGACGACCUCUACAAAUCUACUUUAGAUAAAUGGCUAGAGAAUAUUAAGGAAUUUCACCCAAGUCGUACGACGACCUUUGCCCGUGAGAAAUGGCGUCAAUGUCCGAAAGGGCAUACAUUCAUGGUUCAGGAGGACACAGAUAGCAUUCUAAAAAUAGACUGUGAUGUAUGUUUGCACAUGAAAUCAAGAGACAUUUCAGCGAAAGAAGGUCAAUCCCUCAAUGCAAGUUCUUCUGCCACUGCGGAGCAAAGAUUGUCAGAAAGAGAGUUUCGUCGUCUUGCAAUAGAAGUUGCAAGUUGUGGGCCACGACGCGGACCGGGGAAAAUGCCAUAUAACAGCGCGCGAAGUAUGAACACUUCCCACAAUGCCACCAAGGUUGAUCGUGGUAAACCUAGUACUAGACGAGGUCGACAAAGACGUGCUGGUCGAGAUGAUGGUCAGCAAAAUACGUCUGGAAGGUCUGGGGAUGUCCCGAGAGAAACUGUUAGGCCGACGGUUGAGCAGCACACUUCAACUUCCGGUCAAAGUCGAGCAGCGAGAAGUACAGGCAUUACUUUCAGAGAUAAGAGGCAGUCAGAAGGAAAGGUGAAUCCGAGUAAUAAAAAGUCCAAAUCACCAGAACCUAGCGAUCGCGCACCUGAUCAUGUUUCAAAUAAUUCUCGGAGAAGAAACAGAAAUCGAGGUGGUGGUCGAGGAAAUGGCCAAAGUGGGGAUGGUGUUGGAGACAAAUAG
This is a messenger RNA of Lytechinus pictus (painted urchin), 6399 nucleotides long. RefSeq names its product NFX1-type zinc finger-containing protein 1-like. Gene Ontology annotation, biological process: regulatory ncRNA-mediated heterochromatin formation. The transcript is spliced from 4 exons. Gene Ontology annotation, cellular component: nuclear RNA-directed RNA polymerase complex; nucleus. NCBI's taxonomy places the organism in Eukaryota, Metazoa, Echinodermata, Echinoidea, Temnopleuroida, Toxopneustidae. Gene Ontology annotation, molecular function: helicase activity; zinc ion binding. The coding region runs from base 1 to 6399 and encodes 2132 amino acids. The record is from RefSeq and is a predicted model, not a curated record.